Messenger RNA from Brassicogethes aeneus, 849 nucleotides. Lineage: Eukaryota; Metazoa; Arthropoda; Insecta; Coleoptera; Nitidulidae. The record is from the annotation of a GenBank genome assembly.
UCUUGCGGUGCGUGGCUAGAUGUUGCUUGAAAAAAUGUCGGGUUUUAAUUUAGGGUUUCUUCUUAUGGUUUUUGUGCAGAUUAGUUUAAGUUUUGCUAAGGAUAAAGUAUGUGAUAUUCCACAAACCGCUCCCAAAAAAAUAGAAUCAGUAAUUAAUGAGUGUCAGGAUGAAAUAAAAGUGGCAAUUUUAUCAGAAGCACUAGAGGCCCUUAAUGUAAAUGAGCACACAAAGAGCAGGGCUAAAAGAGAUGCCUUUAACAACGAUGAAAAAAGAAUUGCAGGUUGUUUGUUGCAAUGCGUCUACAGGAAAAUGAAUGCAGUUAACAAAAAAGGUUUUCCAACAACCGAGGGUUUAGUGAGGCUCUACACCGAAGGCAUAAACCAAAAGGAGUACAUUCUGGCAACGUUGCAAUCCGUUAGCACUUGUUUGGUGACAGCUCAAAAGAAACACUUGAUAACUCCUCAAUCAAUUGAUGAAGAGGGAAAAACCUGUGACAUAGCCUACGACAUAUUCGAUUGCGUUUCCGACAAAAUAGGCGAUUAUUGCGGCCAAACGCCAUAAAAAUGUACUUUACAACCUGAUAUCUGCACUGGAUCAUCUUAAAAAAAAAUAACAUACUAAAAUCUGCAAAUUAUUGUUAUUAGUCCAGCAAUUAAAUUACCUGAGAGAACCAACUUAUGUAAAUCACAUAAUUAACUAGAUAGUUAAUAAUAAUAAGUAGUGUGCUGUGGUUUUGUACAGCCAAUGAAAGAAGGUUUUGUACAGUCAAUGCAAAUUGUUUUUUUUUAUAAUAAGUUUCUUGGGAAUGUAAUUAUAUAGGGUUACAAAUAAUUGUACAAAAUUAAUAA